Quercus robur (English oak) is the source of this 1618-nucleotide messenger RNA. RefSeq lists its product as uncharacterized. The record is from RefSeq and is a predicted model, not a curated record. Lineage: Eukaryota; Viridiplantae; Streptophyta; Magnoliopsida; Fagales; Fagaceae. The transcript has 4 exons. The coding region runs from base 209 to 1480 and encodes 423 amino acids.
UCAUAAGGAAAUUUUAAAAAAAGAAGCCAAAACUAGGCGGGAUUUCAGGUGAAUUCCCUUCCAUUUCCCUCCCGAAUGACUCAUUCCCCCGAAAUCCAAACGGAGGCCUUAAACUGUACUCUCACACUCACAAAUCACAAUCACUCUCUGCCCUACCGAUUGCUUCCUUCCGUUAUAUCGCCACUGCGCCACCGUUGACCACCGCCUGAUGGCUCGGCCACCAAUGGACCAUAGGAGGAGGAGAAUGAUGGAUCAAAGGAAGAAGAUUGUAGCAGUGUCGAUUUUUCACUUGCAUAUGUUGCAGAUAACGUCGAUGAUGAUGAUGAUGUUUUUGUGUGCAAUGGUGAUAGUUUAUAGGCAGAGGAGGGUUAGAAGAAGAAAAAGAAUAGGUUGGGGAGACAAAGUGUUUGAGAGAAUUAAUGAAAGAGCUGUUAAGAUGAAUAGAAUGGUUUGGAUUGAUGAUGCGGCCGCUAUAAACAAUGUACGUAUGGAUAGGCGCGCGUUUAGGAAGCUUUGUGACAUGAUUUCUACACACGGGAAGUUAAGGGAGUUGUCAAAUGUAGGAAUCGAUGAGAUGGUAGCGUCUUUCCUAAAUGUACUUGCACAUGAUGAGAAUGAUGGAGUUGUAGGACGACAAUUAGAUUCGUGCAGUGAUAGUAGUAGUAGUGGUAGUAAUAGUGGUGUUAUGCACUUCAAUGCUGUGUUGUGUGCUGUACUUCGUCUUCAUGACAUCCUUUAUAAGAAACCGGAGCCUAUACGAGAGAAUUGUAGUGAUGAGAAUUGGAAGUGGUUUAAGAAUUGCCUAGGUGCAUUAGAUAGGGCCUACAUUCAGGUGACUGUACCAGUUGAAGAUUGGCCUAGGUAUCGAACUAGGAGCAAUGAAAUAGCCACCACUGUGCUAGGAGUAUGUUCACAUGAUAUGCAGUUUAUUUAUGUGUUAGCUGGUUGGGAGGGUUCAGCUGCAGAUUAUAGAGUUUUGAGAAAUGCUAUUUCUAGAAAAAAUGGACUGAAAGUCCCUAAAGGUUACUACUACUUGUGCAAUGCUUAUUACAACAAUUGUGAGGGAUUCCUUGCGCCUUAUAGAGGACAGCAGUACAAUUCAAAUUAUUGGAGGCAAGACCGCCAACCGACUACCCCUCAAGAGUUUUUUAAUAUGAAGCAUUCUUCUGCUAGGAAUGUAAUUGAGAGAGCCUUUGAUCUACUCAAAGGAAGAUGGAGAAUACUUGGGAGUAGAUCCAGUUAUGCAAUUGAGAUUCAAGUUAGGAUCAUAUUAGCUUGCUCUUUACUACAUAACCAUAUCAUAAGGGAGAUGCCAGUGGACUCCCAAGAGAGCAUCCCCUUUUCUAACGUCUCAGAGGGUCAAGAGUUAGAAGGUGAUCAUAUAACAGAUUUGGAGUCAUCAGAUGCAUGGAAUGAAUGGAGAGAUAACUUAGCAAGGGAGACGUUUGACCAUUGGAGAGCCCCUAGGCAUGAAAGUUGAAAAGGUCUUAUUUCUUUUCUGUUUCAUUUUAUUAUACUUUGCCCUCAUGUAAAUUUGGCAAAUUCUAAUUCAGUUUGCACUUUUACAAUUUUGUUGCUGGGAUGGUUCUUAUUUUGUAAUAUGGUAUGGAUUGGUUUU